Molecule: messenger RNA, 5028 nt
Organism: Knipowitschia caucasica
Lineage: Eukaryota; Metazoa; Chordata; Actinopteri; Gobiiformes; Gobiidae
Source: the annotation of a GenBank genome assembly
AUGUCUGCGGGAGACAGCAGCUGCAGACACACACCCAUCAUCAGCAGCAAGGCCAAAGGUUACCAGCAGCUUGCUCUCCAAUGCUGUGAUCUAUCUGGCUCUAUUGACGACCUUCCCACUGGUACAGAGGCCGGAGUGGGCGCUUCCAGUGCUGCCAGCUCUUCCAGUGGCAGUAGCAGCCAAGGGGAGCAGGGAGGUGCCAAUGCCCAGGGACAGUCCCCCUUCUCACCCCACGCCUCUCCUCACCUCCCCAGCCAUCGGAGCGGACCUUCUCCCUCCCCUGUGGGCUCCCCGGCUGGCUCCACACAGUCCCAGCAAUCCCGCACCGGCUCUGGGCCCAUCUCCCCAGCCAACGGCCCCUCUGCUAACACUGCAGCAGGUUCAUCAAUAGCUGCACAGUGCUCUGGAAAUGGACCAGAGGGAAGUCAUCCUCCGGUCCCCCGCUCCCCCAUGGCUCAGGAUAGAGGUUUCAUGUCCAAUGUGCAGAGAAACCAGAGUGGCUCCCAGUUUGCCUGUCCACAGUCUGGACCCCCUACGUCCCCUCACCCCUCUUCAGGAGGCCCCGUAUAUCCAGGGAUGGGCCCCUACUCCCAGAACACCUCGGGCCAGUACGGAUCCCAAGGAGCACAGUAUGGUCAGGGUAACUAUCCUCGACCAUCCAACUACAGCGGCAGCUACAGUGGUCCAGCGAUGAACAACUGUAUGGGAAUGAACUCCACCAGUCCCAUGCAAGGCCAAGGCCCGAGCCAGCCCGGUGCCCUGGGACGCAACAACGGCCCACAACAGAAUCACAACAGAGGCUACCCCCCAGUGGCCCCGAGCUCCCCCAGCAUGCCACAGUCUGCGGGGAUGGGACCUCCAGCUUUGGGCACGGCAAACCGCAAACCCCAAGACACAGCAACAAUGUCUGGGUCCGAUCACUCUACGCAAAACAGGCUUUUCCAGAUGCCACCCACGACCCACUGGCCUCCCACUCGUACCCUUCCCUCACCUCGUCCCAUCCCACCCCCCUCACUGCACAAGUGGCCGGGCAAUUGUCAAGGUCCUGCUAUGAGCCAGUCAAACAGCCAGUCAGUCGUCAACAACAAUUCUUCGAACGCACAAAGUCCAGCCUACAACAUGCCACCCACAGGAGGCGUGACUGAUGAGGUGCUGAGCCCAGAUGCGAAAGCCAAAUCAGAUGUAAAAGAAGACGGCUCAGCUAAUGAUCCUCACAAACCAAAGCUCCAGGACGGUUACAGCAGCACUAACAGCAGUAGUGCAGGUGUGUCACAGCCCACCACACCAGGGGGCGCUCUCCCUGUGGCCUCCCCACUCUCUCCCAGCCCUGCCAGUCUGUCCUCUUCCCAUGGGGAUGACAGCGACAGCAUCAGCAGCCCACCAUGGUCCCUCAAGACCCCCCCCAGCCCUAAACCGAACCCCUCUUCUCUCUGUGGUGAAAGGGGGGCGCGUCUUUUUGAGUUUGGUGCGGAGCCGGAGAGACGCAGCUGGGUGGAGCGGUAUCUGUCCUUCAUGGAGGACAGGGGCACGCCGGUGGGACAGUUGCCAAUAGUGGGCAAGAAGCCUUUGGACCUGUGGAAACUGUACAUGGCCGUGCGUGAGAUCGGCGGGUUGGCGAUGGUAAACAAGAACAAGAAGUGGCGUGAGCUGUCCAGCACGUUGAAUGUGGGCACAUCCAGCAGCGUGGCCAGCACUCUGAAGAAGCAGUACAUCCAGUUUCUGUUUGCCUACGAGUGUAAGAUGGAGAGGGGCGAAGAACCGCCCACUGACAACAGCAGCAGUGGGACAGGGGCCGGAGAGCGGGGGAAGCAGGUCAAGAUCCAGCCUCCGUCACCUGCAAAUUCUGGCGGAUCCCUCCAAGGCCCACAGACGCCCCAGUCCUCCGGCAGCAGCUCCACGGCAGAGGCUGGAGGAGAGCUAAAGCCCCCCACUCCUGCCACCACCCCCCUGGGACAGGCCACGCCACUCCCUCCAAACAGGAGCAGUGUGAGUGUGCAGGACCCCUUCUCGGAGGUGAGCGACCCGGCCUUCCAGAAGCGCGUCCCCCCCUCCGGCCCCUACCAGCAGAGCCUGGCCAUGCCCGACAUGAUGAUGAGGAUGCACUAUGACACCAAGGACCCCUUCGCUGGCAUGAGGAAGAUGGCUGGGGGGGACCCCUACAUGCCCAAUCAGAUGACCGGGGGGCCCAUGCAGGACAUGUAUGGCCGUCCCUCCACUGCUCUGCCCAUGAACCAGCGCACUCCGUAUCCCUACGGACCAGGUUUUGAAAGAAGGCCUGACCAUAUGAUGACUAUGGAAGGAAGCAUGGGCCCUCCUGGAAGUCAGAACAAUAUGGGACCAGCCAACAGUGAAAACAACAUGUAUGCUCCCAACCGAUAUCCCUCCCAGCCGAGGCACGAGGGCUACGGACAGCAGUACAGCAUGCCUUAUGGGAUGCACUCGUCCGGGAUGUAUCCGCAGCAGCAGGCCUACAAACGCCCCAUGGAUGGAAUGUAUGGACCUCCAGCAAAGAGACACGAGAGCGAUAUGUACAGCAUGCCCUAUCAGAACCAACAAUCAGAAAUGUACAACCACUACGGAGGCAGCUACUCGGGCCCAGAGCACAGGCUAAUGCAAGGCCAGUUCUCUUACCCGUCGUACUCUCGGGACCGCAUGGGGCCGGGCCAGAGCCAGCACGGUAUGAUGGGUCCAAGCUCCACUCCCAAUCACACCGAUGGACCCAACAUGUGGUCAUCCAGGACUGACCUAGGCUACCCGUACCAUAACCGACCUCCAUCACAGAUGCAACCGUACGGCUCGAUGGGUAGAGAGGACAUGGAGGGCCGGCCGGGGCAGGAGCAGUGGCACCGGCAGUCCUCCUACAUGUCCUCCUCCUCCAUGACUCCUCUGUCUUCACGCCAGCCUCCCUCCUCCUACCCCGGCUCGUCGUCCAUGGUCAACCCCCUGUCCAGAGCCCCCAGCCCGGGAGCAUACCAGCGCUCCAUGGACUCCAGAAUAUCUCCCAGCAAAGUCCCUUUUAUGUCCCCCAUGAAGCUGCAUAAACCGGGGAUGGGCAUGGUGGGUUCUCAGGGCUCGGGGAUGCUCCAGUUUCCACAUAACCUGAGGAGGGACUUGAACUACCCACCCGGAUCUGUAGAGGCCACGAUGCCAGCUUUAAAGACACGGCGCAAGUUCACGUCAAAGGAUACUGGAACCCCAGAGGCCUGGCGAGUGAUGAUGUCACUGAAGUCUGGACUUUUGGCUGAGAGCACGUGGGCUUUAGACACCAUCAACAUCCUGCUUUAUGACGACAGCACAGUGGGCUCCUUUAACCUCUCCCAGUUGCCCGGUUUCCUGGAGCUGAUUGUAGAGCAUUUCCGUCGCUGCUUAAUUGACAUCUUCGGCAUCCUGGAAGAAUUUGAAAUUGGUACUAUUGUUCAGAAAGCGUUGCCUGAAUGCACAGUACCACAAUCCCCAGUAGAGGGCAGCACAGAGGCAGACGUGGUUGCUAAAGACGAGACAGUGCCGCCUGAGGUCAACAAGGAGACAGAGGUAAAGAAUGAUAAAAAAGAGGUGACGGAAAAGAAGCAAGAUGAUGAAAAUAUCGAGAUGAAAGCGGAGAUAAAGGAUGAGCCACAGGAGCAGCCAGCUUCUGAGCUCGAGCCGAAGCCAAAACAGGCCAGCAAACACGACAAGUUCCCCAUCAAAAUCGACCAGAAGGAGGACUUGAUAGAGGACCUCAUGGAGCGCUUGGGUUACAUCUCAGAGUUCAGUACUGGCCUCCUCCACUGGCAGCUGGGAGGAGGAGACACCACUGCACACAUCCAGACGCACUUUGAGCCACGGACUGAACCUCCCACACAAAGCUGUAAAGGGACAGGAGACGAAGAGAAGGAGAAGGAGGGAGAGGAGCCACGAAAACUCAUCACAGCUACUAUCGACGACGUGCUAUGUGCCCGGGUUGAUGCACUUUCGGCCGCACACCCCGCACGCUUCCUGCCGUCCUACCCCUUCAGAGUGCAUUCCAAUGGGGAGAGGGACCACAUCACGCUUCUGGAAGAUGAGCCUCGGUGCCUGGAUGACGCUCCGCUCUGCACCACACUGGCCUGGCAAGAGUCCCUCUCCAAACGCUGUCUGUGCGUGUCCAAUAUCGUCCGGAGUUUGUCUUUCAUCCCAGGAAACGACUCCAAAAUGUCCCAUCACUCCGCUUUGGUUCUCCUCUUGGGCCGGCUCCUGCUACUGCACCACCAGCACCCGGAGAGGAGCAGAGAGGCCCCCAGCUUCCAGAGGGAUGAGCAGCAGGAGCAGGGCGUGUCCAGUAACAAAGACGAGUGGUGGUGGGAGUGUCUCAGUGUGCUCAGGGAGGACGCCAUGGUGACACUGGCCAACAUCUCCGGCCAGCUCGACCUCUCCCACUACACGGACACCAUCUGCCUCCCCAUCCUGGACGGGCUGCUGCACUGGAUGGUUUGUCCCUCUGCAGAGUCCCAGGAUCCGUUCCCCUCCGCGGGCUCUCACUCACCCCUCACUCCUCAGAGGCUAGUCCUCGAGUGUCUUUGUAAGCUAAGUAUCCAGGACGCUAAUGUAGACCUGCUGUUAGCCACUCCACCCUUCAGCAGACAGGAGAAACUCUUCACGGUCCUGGUCCGGUACGUGGGGCAGAGGAGGACCCAGGUGUACAGGGAGAUGGCGGUGGCCGUGUUGUCGCACCUGGCACAGGGGGAUUCUACAGCAGCUCGUGCGAUCGCCAUGCAGAAGAGUUGCGUGGGGAAUCUAGUGGGCUUUUUGGAGGAUGGUGUUAGUAUGGCACAGUACCAACAGAACCCUCACAGCUUGCUGCACAUGGGACACCCUCCCAUGGACCCGCCCAGCACCAACAUGUUGUGUAGAGCCGCUAAAGGCCUCCUGGCAAUGGCCAAAGUGGAGGAGAACAAAUCUGAGUUUGUACUGUAUGAAAGUAGAUUAUUGGACCUGUCCAUUUCAACGGUGCUCAACACGGCUGUGGUGGCCACAAUCUGCCAGAUCAUCUUCCACCUCGGGAAGUUAUGA